Molecule: messenger RNA, 1499 nt
Organism: Macrobrachium nipponense
Lineage: Eukaryota; Metazoa; Arthropoda; Malacostraca; Decapoda; Palaemonidae
Product: uromodulin-like
Exons: 9
Coding region: 31-1029 (332 amino acids)
Molecular function (GO): calcium ion binding
Source: RefSeq, a predicted model, not a curated record
GCCAAUCAGCGGGUCUCUUCUGUGGGAGAAAUGGCGAGAGACAUUUUUGCACUCAUCUUCCUCUUAACAGUGGGGAAUUUAGCCCACUGUGAGGACUGGGAGAAUCAUCUCUUCAUCAAGAUGGGAGAAGUGCUGGAGAAGCAAGAAGCAGCCUUAAUGAAGCAAGAAGCAGCCUUGAGCCAACUGAAGGAAAUGCAGGAGAAACUUCAAUCCGUCGAAAUUAACCUUCAAGAACUUCACCAAGAGAUGGAACACCUGAAAGGGAUCCAUCAGGAAACCAAAGAAUGCCUCGGAAGGGAGAACUUGGAACACUUCAAGAACAUAUCAUCAGCGGGACAACAAGAACUUCUCCAGGAAAUAUCUGGAGUUAUCUCUUUGUUGCAGACAGGAGGAAUAGAUGAGUGCUCAGAGGGAAGCCACAACUGCAGUGAUUAUGAAGCUUGUACCGACAAGUUUGUGCAGUUUACCUGUUCAUGUAGAGAAGGCUUUGCACGGGAUGGUUCACUCUGUGAAGACGUGGACGAGUGCGCCCAAGGGAAGGACGAGUGCAGCCCCCACGCGACCUGCAAGAACUCCGUUGGGAGUUACAGCUGCUCCUGCAACCCACCUUUCGAGGGAGAUGGACGAACCUGUGAUUUCUCGUGCAAAAGCCCGGCCAAGGUCCUCGAGGGCGUGGGAUGCGUGAAGCUCGUGAGGGAAGAGAAGACCUUUGAGGGGAUGAAGGACACCUGCCACCAGGCAGGUGGUCGUCUCCUGCAGGACCUCGUCUCUGAAAGUUUACUGGAAGUUAGUCGGGCUUAUGGUAUUUAUGGAUGGCUGGGAGUGCUCGAAGGGAGAUGGCUGGAGAGCGGACUACCUCUACAAGAGCAGCUUUGGACAGAAGGUUCCCGGGAAUCAGACCCUUCCAGGAGGAAGGGGCGAUGUGGCGUCUUUGAUUGGGAUCGUUCUUCUUCUUCAUACAAAGUGGGUCAACGUGAUUGUUCAUCAACGGCAAUGGGUUACUGCCAAUUUAUAUUCCCACAGAAGUAGUCAGUCAACAUGAGGCUGAUCUUCUGUGGGAGGAGGAGGAGGCAGAAUAAUAAUAAUAAUUACCCUGAAUCAAUAAUCCUUCCUUUGACGACAAUUGCUUUGUAAUGAUUUCCCUUCUCGGGAAGAUUGUAGUCUGUCGGAGGAGGAGGAGGACUCUUCCUUCCUUCCUACCUUCCUGUUGUUAUUAGAUCCAUAUUAUUAUAAUAAUAUUCAUUCAUUUGGAAUCUUGAAGUUUUCUUUCCUGGCUGACUUAAUAUUGACUCUGUUGCUUUUCAUUGAUGCUGUUCUUCUGUGUAAACCUCUGAGGAUAUAUUGAUAAUGAUAAUAAUUAAUAAUACUUUGUGCUUAGCAAAGGCUAGUUCAUAUAUGGAUAAUAAUCACUUUGUGAUUAUUAUGGGAAAUGUUUGACAUAAAACAGAAUUAUUAUUCUCUUCAAUGUGACAUUUCAACAAUAUACUCUACAUGUUCAU